UUCCUUCUUAGUUAAAAUCAGAAGACAGAAAUGUUGCAGUCUUGCAAGUAUUGUAUGAGUAAAGACUAAUUCAUUGGUUACGGCCAAAUUACAUUAUAGCCUACUGAAUGUCCAAUUCCAGGACAGGAUAACCAGGAAGAAAGGAGAUAGACAUCGCGUGGUCUGCGAUUGCGACAGACCACUGAAUUCUGCAGCUGUGGGAAACAGGACCAACCGAAUCCAUCGUUAUUAUUUGUUGGCAGUCUUACACUUUACUGAGUGAUGUCUUUGAAUUACAUAUCGACGAAGAUCAGAACCCCCAAAUAAGGCUCUCAGGCACACUGAACCAGACUCCAGGCCACAGUACAGUAUGUGACGCUGAGAGUUGGAGCACAUCCCAGGCCUUAGAUGGAGGACCACCUGCCCCCAAGGCUGCUCGAGGCCUGUGUUAUUAUGGGUGCUACAACUGAUAAGCUAAAGGAGGCAUAUCAGAACCAUCAACAAGGAAACACAGCCGUGUCUCCGGUAUUGGAGGCUGAGGUUUUGCAGGUUCAUGUGCCCCCUUUUGCAUUAAAGGACAAAGCUGCAGAAUGUGUGGGGCCAGCAGCUUUCAGUAGGGUUCAACGCAGACGCUCCUUCAUCAAGAAAACAGAGAGACCAGUGGUGGCGCCAGGUCAUUCUCCUGGUGGGGAGGAAACUACCCAAGACAUCAGCGUGCCAAAAGACAUUGACCUUGGAGGCCUGCCUCAACUCUGCUUUCCGGGAGGUCUGACUGUUUGGAGUGAGCCAAAAGAGCCCUGCUUUCAUUUCUUGGUGUUCACUGAUGUGUUUGGAAAUCAAACCCAUGGAGUUGUGCUGCAAUACUGUAGGCCAGUUCAGUUGUUUCAGGAUAGCACUCUUCAGCAGAAUGGAACUAAGGUUUCCCGACUCUACACCACCUAUGGUGUCUGUGUAAUAUCAAAGUACCCCUAUUACAAUGCCUUGAGGGAUUGUCUGUCAUGUCUUCUGAGUCAGCUGAAAAAUUGUCGGAUAACGGAUGUAGAUCAACGUGUGAAAGAAUUCUCUGCCAAACUCGCUCUGGUGCCCAUUCCACCCCCUGGAGAUCUUCAUGUGGUGUUUAGCCUGAGCCCCCUGGUCAUUGUGCUUCCUUCCAGGGAAGACAAACACUACCCUGUGGUAGAUCUCGAUCUACACCUCCCUUUUCUAUGCUUUCAAACAAGGGAACUUUUGCAGAUCAUCACAGCCCUCCUGGCAGAGCGGCGGAUCGUGUUCUUCUCCAGCGACUGGGCACGGCUGACGGUGAUGGCGGAGUGCUUCAUGCUUUACAUCCACCCGCUGCACUGGCAGCACCCACUGGUGCCCACCCUCUCCCACCAGAUGCUGGACUUCGUCAUGGCACCCACCGCCUUUCUCAUGGGCUGCCACCUCAGCCACUUUGAGGAAGUGUCCGCGGAAACAGAUGACCUGAUUUUAGUCAACAUCGAUGACGGGACAGUGUCCUCGUCCAGUUCAGAACUCACUGACCUACCGGCUGUGCCCUUAGCCGCCACUGAGUGCUUCAGGACACGGAGGAGAGGCCUUCAGCUUCACUUUGACCUGGAGGUGAGCCAGCAGGGCACCAACACCACGCUGAACGAGCUGCGGGCACACAGGCGCACCUGGCAGCAGCGCCUCAACUGGGAGAUCCAGAACAUCACCCUGGAGCUCAUCGUCAACAUCUUCAGGGGUCUGGCUGAUCAUCUGAACUAUGAGCACAGAGUCUUUAAUAGUAAGGAAUUCCUCAAAUCCAGGGAGCCUUCUGACCAGCCCUUUUAUAAAGAGGUGUUGGAGAGCCAUAUUUUCCACUCCUUCUUGAAAGAUCGGUUGAAUCGCAAGAUGGAUGCCUACACUCGCAUGGAGCAGAGCUCUCGCUCUGAGGCUGAAAAAGUAAAAGUCAUGAUUGACACUCUUCGUCGGCCCACUAUGAAGGAGAUGGGGCGUAGGAGCAGCAACUAUGAGAACUGUGUGAACAAGAGGCUUGGCACCAGUCUGCCCAAUCUCAGGGAGGAGCAACACCUCAGCAUCCUCCGGCAGACGUCAGUGACCGAACCACCUUUGAAGAUCCGGCAAAAACAUGUCAAGCAGUUCAAGCUGCCAGAUUUCCACCCCCACUUGUCCUAUCAGUACGUGCAGGACUACUACGCUGACCUGGUGAGCCUUCUGGGCAAAGCCAUCUCCUUCACACCCCGUGAGAGCUCCUCCCUGCUGGCGCGCUACUACUACCUGCGCGGCGUGGUCAACACCAUGUGCGGCCGCAGGCUGGACGCGCUCAGCGACUUCCAGAACCUCAACCACACGGACGUGGAGAUCUUCCCCGCAGCACUGGUCAGGGCGCUGGUGGACUCGCUCCAGCAGGAGGAGCAGGCGCAGGUGGAGCGCCGGCCCGAGCUCAAGCGCCUGGUGUGCAGGGUGAGGAGCAGCGAGAGCGAGGAGACUGCUGUCCAGCCCACCGAUGACCACGUGAAGAAGUUUGAGAUGCCCAAGACCCACAUGCCACUGGAGGACUUUGUCACGCAUGUUCAGGAAUCGGGUAUUGUCAGAGAUGUGAGCACCAUCCAUCGCCUGUUUGAGGCACUCAGUGUGGUUAAAAGUCAGGAUCCUGCUGGACAGACCAUUUCCCACUCAUGUUUUUACAUUCCCUCCAUACUGGGUGGAGCGCGGAAAGAGGUGGACCCAGACACGUUUUGUGAUUUCUACACCUUCUGGAAGGGCAUGGAGGCUGAGGCGCAGGAUGUGAACCUGCCCACUGAGGUCAUUGAACAGCUGGACAACAACGAGUGUGUGUAUAAGCUCUCCUGCUCAGUGAAGACCAGUUAUGGCGUCGGCAAGAUUGCCAUGACCCAAAAGCGACUCUUCCUACUUACUGAUGGACGGAGAGGAUUUGUGGACAUCACUAAGUUCAGAGAUAUAGUGGAAGUAAAGAUCUCUUCAGCUCAGUUCGUGGUUUUGCGUAUCCCAUCACUGAGGAUCAAGAGCAGCCUGAAGAAAGAAACAUUUGAGGCCAAUCUGAAGUCGGAGUGUGAUCUGUGGAGCCUGAUGAUUAAAGAAAUGUGGGCUGGGCGAAAGAUGGCCGAUGACCACAAGGAUCCUCAGCACAUGCAACAGGCCCUUACAAAUGUCCUCCUCAUGGACACUGUGGUUGGCUGUCUUCAGCCACAGAAAGGCAUAUUAGCAGCUUCUAAACUGGCUUAUUAUGACCGGAUGAAACACGAGGUACCAAUGACCGUCCCAAAGACGACCUCUGAGACUCUGAAGCACAAGAUUAACCCCUCUCUCCACAUGCCCUCUCAGCAGACCGUGGAUGUGCUGCUCUACACUCCAGGCCAGCUGGGGAAGUCCGACGUGGAUGGAGACGGGAACCCCAAGUUGUGGUGUGCCCUCAGCCACGGGAGAGUGGUGCUGUUUGAUGCAGCCAGCUGGUCCAUGCAACAGAACUGCAUUCAAGUGGGAGUACUGCCAGUAAGCUGUAUGCUUGGGCUGGACCAGGAGCAAGUAUGGAUCGGCUCUCAGGAUUCCACCAUUUACAUCAUCAACACGCGCCGCAUGUCCUGUCACAAGCAGCUGACUGAACACCGCAGCGAGGUCACAGAUCUAGUCCUGGAGGAUACACAGGACACAUUCAGCCCAACAUUGGCCUACUCGUGCAGUCUUGAUGGUAUGGUUAUUGUCUGGGAUGUCUCUACCCUGAAGAUGAAAAGGCAGUUUCACCUGAGCUGUCACAAACUCACCUCUCUGCAGCUGUACAAUAGGACGCUGUGGUGCUGUGCCCAAGAUUGCAUCAUGGAACUGAGGAAGACUGGACUUGUGCAGCGUAAGAUCUGCUUGCUACAGGAUCCCACAAACCCUCCUUCUCCCUUCAACGGGUUCAUCGUCUAUUUAGAGAGGGAGCAGAUAUGGACCAGUUGUGCUAAUUCAUCUGAAUUAUGUGUGUGGCACUCUGACAAUCUGGAGAAGCCCUCACAGAGGAUAACUCUGCCUGACUGUGCUGGAGUCACCUGUAUGCUCAAGGUCAAGAACCAGAUCUGGGUUGGCUGUCGGAGCCUGAGCGAGAGCCCGGGUCAGGCGGUGGGGAAGAUCUUCGUGGUGGAUGUGGCCCAGGCUGUGGUGGAGAAGGAGCUGCUGGCUCACACCGACAGCGUCCAGGCACUCUGCUCGGCUGAGGACCGCUAUGUGCUGAGCGGCUCUGCCUGCCUGGACGGAAAGAUCGCCAUUUGGAAAGUAGAGUAAAGUCGAGGGCUCCCUCAAGUCAGCCAAUGCUCCUCUUUAGUGCACUUCCAGAGGACAAAUCUGGACAUGAUUUUUGGACAAAAACUGUUGUACUGAUGAGGGUCCAUCUGCAAGGGAAGCCCAUUGCCUCUGUUCUCAGCAGCCUAUCUGAAUGUCAGACUGCAUGACCAAAACUGAACUUUGGUAUCUGACUCUUGCGGUAUCCUUCUCCAAAUGAUGAGGCCUUAAUGAUAUCUCAUCUACUACUGUAAUGUUCAAAUACUUUUUUCUCAAAUUAUAACAAUUACAACAAGCUUUAUUUUAUUUCACUUUCCGUAUUUAUGUUGUCUGUUGAAUAAGUCAUUUAUAAUAAAUGGACUUGUUUACAGCCUGAA
Molecule: messenger RNA, 4619 nt
Organism: Alosa sapidissima (American shad)
Lineage: Eukaryota; Metazoa; Chordata; Actinopteri; Clupeiformes; Clupeidae
Product: DENN domain-containing protein 3-like
Exons: 25
Coding region: 388-4245 (1285 amino acids)
Biological process (GO): regulation of Rab protein signal transduction
Cellular component (GO): cytoplasmic vesicle
Molecular function (GO): protein binding
Source: RefSeq, a predicted model, not a curated record